CAGCGUCGCUCCUUUCCCCGCAUGAAGGUGAAUUUUGAAAGCAGCCCGGCCGUGCCCGCAUCCCUUCGUAAGCGGGGGAGGGAGCGCCGCGUGGUCCCUAACGCAGCGCUCUCCGACACGCGGGCACCUUACGGAGGAAGCGCGAAACCCUGGAAGGAACGUUUCCAGAGUCCGCUACGAGCAGCGCAACCUCCGCUCCGCGGCUCACCCGCGAUGUUUGCCCAAAGCACGCGCAGCGCUGCCAAGCUCCUGGAGAAGAGCCCGUUCUCCGUCAGUGCCCCGAGCCCCCUGCUCCCCUCUCCGGCCAGCCUGCAGCUGGCCCAGCUCCAGGCACAGCUCACACUGCACAGGCUGAAGUUGGCUCAGACCGCCGUCACCAACAACCCGGCUGCCGCCACGGUCCUCAACCAGGUGCUCUCCAAAGUGGCCAUGUCCCAGCCGCUCUUCAAUCAGCUGAGGCACCCCUCUGUGAUGGGUGCUUCUCCGGGACACGCUGCAGGUGGCCCUCCGCCAGGGCCUGGCAUUGCGAGCACAAGGUUCUCUUCCGGCGGCAUCGCCUUUCCAGCACAGAGCGCGGGGGGCAGCCUGGGGCCCAUGCAGGCCCAGGCCCCCAACGCCAUCGUCAUGAGUCCCUUUGGAGGCGUCAUGGCUCCCACCUCCAGCCAGCAGCCCGUGGUCGUUGGACUCAACAAGGUGGGCCCCUCCACCGCUGCCGCUGCCGGAGGAUUUUAUGAGUACAGCAAGCAAAAUGUCACCACCCCGCAGGCCUACACCUCGGAAGGGGAUCAGCCUGGCUUCCCUUCAGCGGUUGGGGCUCGCUAUGAGGGGCCCUUUGGCCCCGCCGGCCCGCUGAAGCACGACUCUCCAGCAGGGUUCCAGAAAGAUGCCUAUGGGGCAGCGCCCACCUUCCCCGGCGACCCACACACUGGUACUCAUCCAAAAGGAGAUCCCAGCCCCAUCUUACAUGGCACAGGUACAAGCAACCAGUGGGAAAAUAUCCCGAAUUUCUCCAGCCAAAACAAGUCUGACCUCCUGCCCAGUGACAGCAUGUGGCCAUCAGCAAGCCAGCAGCCGUAUGAAAUAAGAAACGAGCUGUACAACCCCGAAGAACCGACACCUGACACAAAGUUUAGCACGGCCGCUGCCCCGGCAUUCGGCAGGCUCAACAAUAGCAAGCAGAGCUUCAGCAGCCCCCGGCUGAGGCAGAAUGAGGAGCUGAGCGCCGGUGCACCCGACCUGCCCAUGAGGUCACUGCAGCCCCACGAGCUGAACGACCUUCAUGGUGUGGCUCCCCUCCACUUCCCCCACGUCUGCUCCCUCUGCGACAAGAAGAUCUUUGAUCUGAAGGACUGGGAUCAGCACGUAAAGGGAACUCUUCACAUCCAAAAAUGUAUGGCUUUUUCAGAUAACACUGGUAUCCGGUGUGUGUUAAGUUCAGCAGAUGGAACAUUGCAUUUAUCACCAAAUAAUGCAGCAGUUUUCAAUCCAUCUAGUAUUGAAGAUUAUCCACCAAAUGUCGGCUCAUCUUUUAUCACUACGUCAGCAAGAUCCUUUGGCCAGCCAGGUGCUACAUUUCCUUCUCUUCCAUCAGGGUUUCCCCAGAGAAAAUCUACAUUGGGUCGAGUUGUUCACAUCUGCAACCUCCCCGAGGGAAGCUGCACAGAGAACGAUGUCAUUAACCUGGGCCUUCCGUUUGGGAAGGUCACCAACUAUAUCCUCAUGAAAUCCACUAAUCAGGCCUUUCUGGAAAUGGCUUACAGUGAAGCAGCACAAGCCAUGGUGCAGUACUACAAAGAAAAACCUGCUAUGAUAAACGAUGACAAGUUACUUAUUAGGAUGUCUAAAAGAUACAAGGAGUUGCAGCUGAAGAAACCAGGUAAGAACGUGGCUGCUAUCAUCCAGGACAUCCACUCACAGAGGGAGAGGGACCUGCUGCGUGAGGCAGACAGCAGGUAUGGCGCAGAGAGGCCACGCUCUCGCAGCCCCAUAAGCCGUUCCUUGUCUCCCCGAUCCCACACUCCCAGCUUUACCUCCUGCAGUUCACCCCGCAGCCCGAUGGGGACCAGCAGGACCGACUGGGGAAAUGGAAGAGAGUCAUGGGAUCAGUCCCCAUAUUCUCGACGGGAAGAAGAAAGAGAAAGCAGAGAAUGGCGAGAGAAUGGGGAUGAGAAGAGAGACAGGACUGACAUGUGGGUACAUGAGAGGAAACAUUAUUCCCGACAGCUAGACAAAUUUGACUUGGAUGAACGGAUUGAAGGAGGCAGAGGGCACAGAGAAAAAUACGUAAGGAGUGGUUCUCCUGGCUCCCUCCACCCUUUGUCUGGCUACAAGAGCAGGGAAGAUGACUAUUACCGAAAAGCCUCUAAGUCAAAAUCUGACAAAUUUCAGAGGCAGGAGUUUUCUGGGAGAUCCAAGAGAAAGGAAGAAGCAAAGUUCAGGGAACACAGGCAUUCUUACAGCGAGGACGCUGUAAGGGAGGAGACGGCUGAACAGAAGCAUAGCAAGGUCUCUGAGAGCUCCAGGCAGAAACAAAGUGAUAAGAAUAAAGUGAAGAAAGCUGAAAAAGACCAAGAAGAUGCUGUUGCUGGAGGCAGCGAUGUAAAGGAAACCAAACCUCCUGAGAAUAAGCUUGGUAAAGAGGAGCAAGAUCCAGAGAAGAGCUCACCUUCAGCUGAUAAACAAGGAGGAGAAUCUGGAGAGACUCUGGAAAACGCAGGAAAGGAGAAGGACCAAGACUGGGAGAGUGGAAGUGAGAUAGAAGGCGAGACCUGGUAUCCUGCUAACAUGGAAGAAUUAGUGACAGUAGAUGAAGUGGGAGAAGAUGACCUAAUUAUGGAGCCUGACAUUACUGAGCUUGAAGAAAUUGUACCAGUUGAUCAAAAAAGUAAAGCUGCUACAGAAAUGUGUUCCUGUAUGACAGCCAUGUUAGAACUGGAAAACGAUCAUAGCCACCUAACCAGGAACGAAGAGAAAUUUACCCAUAAACCUUUAGAAACAAACUUCAGGUCAGCAAAGGGCAGUGUAGCUUCUAGCAUCUGUCAGGAUGAUGAGGAAGAUGAUAACGAUGAUGCUGUAACUGAAGCAUCAAGCCUCAAUCUGGACCCUGAGCAGAAGCCAGAGGAGUCGCAAGAAGACCAGUUUGCUAAGGAGUCUGAUCACCAGCAGAAGGAAGUAAAGAAUGAUAAAGGCUCUGACGCUCAUGUAGAACCUGAAGAUCAGCAUACACCUUCUGUUCAGCUAAAAGAAGAGGCUCUCCAGCUCCCUGAUGCAUUCAUAGAUGAUUACAAACAGAUGGGAUCACAAGGAGCUGAAAGCAGAGAAGUUAUGGAAAUGCUUGUUAAAAACGUUAGUGAAGAAGCAAGACGUGAAAGCCAAGAGUGUCCAGAGGCAAAUUCUAGGUACCUGGAAAUGAGAUCUCUGGAAUACCCAGAAGUAGAGUCUAGGAGGAGGCACUCUCCAGCAGGCUGGGAACAAGAAGAUGUCUUCACUGAACUCAGCAUUCCCCUCGGCGUGGAAUUCGUGGUGCCUAGAACUGGGUUUUACUGCAAGCUCUGCGGACUCUUCUACACAAAUGAAGAGACAGCAAAGACAAAUCACUGCAGAAGUACUGUCCACUACAAAAAUCUUCAGAAAUAUCUGUCCCAGCUUGCAGAAGAGAGCCUGAAAAUGAAGGAAGAAGACAGCCACCUGCUUCAGGAUGACACUGGAAUUGUUCCUCACUUUACAAAGAAAAAAAUAUGAUGCGUAUGAGCUGGAAGAGCCAUAAUGAAUGAAUGCUGAUAGAUUUUUUUAAAAUUUUAUUUUCUCUGACAUAACUGUCAAUUUGCACUGUACAGAGGAGGGGAAAUAAAGAGCAUCUUCCAUGCACCUAUGCCCAGAGUGCCAUUAAAAACCAAAAUGCCUGAAACUGUUUCCCACGGUGAAGCAAAGCUGGCAUAUCUGUACCAAGUGGAGCAAUUCUUUCUCACACUCUGCACGUUGGGAGUGGUUUCCUAGAUUAAAUCAGAAUUCUCAGGGAUUCUUCAGGUUUUAAUUCUGAUGUGACACAUCAGGUCAGGCAGAGUAUUUAGAAGCACUCAGCAUCCUCCAGUGGACGCUGGAAGGAAAGGAGAUGUGACUAUAAAUAGGCUUUAAUGUUGCUUAAAGUGUCUGCAGUCAUUUUGCUCAUUACCCCAGUGAGUAGGAUUAGUGAGUAGGAUUUGCAUAGGACAUCUAAAGCUAUUGUGCUAAAACUAAUCUGUAGAUGGCAUCGUGUAAACCCCAUCAGCAUCCAUCUCCAUGCGUCUUAGAGCUGGCUGAAAUGAUAGAUAUUUGUUGUUAAGCACUGACAGUGUUGUAUGAAUGCAGAGGGAGCCACAGUCUCUGCCCAGGGACCUUAUAGCCUGAGCCCAGCACAGCGAGAGCAAUUCAAACACAUGUGCUGACAGCUCUGGAUUUCAGCAUUUCCUAUGGCAUGAUCAGGGUGUUCUCCAGCUACUGUUCUGUUUAAAACUCUUCUUUUUGACGAAUCUAAAGAGUGCCAACUUUGAGUCUUACAGACUUGAAACUCUCAUGGGAAGCUUUUUAAAGUGCCAUGUGUUUGGACCAUAUUGCUUUCAGACAUUUUACUUGAGACUCUUGCUUUUGGAGUCUUUCUGUUUUCUUUUCAGAGCUGCUUUUCCUUGGCUUGGCGAUGUUGAAUUUUCCUGGUUUUCAUGGAAAGAUGCCAGACUUUUAAUAUUGUUUUCAUAUUUUAUUUCCCUGAUUUUUUUAAGGUGGAUGUCACAACUCAUGGCUCACAGGGCUGCACUGAGAACACAGGAUGCACCAGCAGCUCUGGCAUUAUUACGAGCUAUUGUUUCUGUGCAGUUGCUACUUAGUAUUUUGCUCAGUCCCUUUGAAAUGCACUGUACAAGUUUCUGGUUCAUUUCAAUGGGGCUUUGUGUUGCAUAGUGAAUGUGUAUGCAAACCAUUGCCAGAAUUGAUCCCAGAGUUAUGCUUUUAUAAAGUGCACCACGUAAUCUAGGCAUAUGGGGAUUUGCAGAUGUGUUUCUGUUCUUUGCCUGACUCUCAUACUCAUCAGAGUACGUUCUGUAAAAAUUACUGGUGCAAGAUGUCCUGUUUAGAUGUUGUAAGUGGAAAUAGUUUCCCAAAAGGUUCCCGUCAUCCCUAAGAAUGGCAUGGACAUUGCAAACUAUUACAGAGUGACUAAGAUGCCAAAACUGCUUCCACUAAAGUAUUCGUUCCAUUAUUUCUUGUGCCAGCAGUCAUGCUUGUUCUCUGCAGUAUCCUGUGGCCAGGCAGCGUGUCUUAGAGGUGUCUGGCGUUGUUGCCUGAAGCCCUCUUCCAUUUCAUGGCCUGUGCUUUCCACUCGUUUUUACCAGAGGUGGGUUCAGAUUUCAUAUUUGGAAUUCCUGUUACAAGUUGAGGGAUUCUUUGCAUCCCACAUUCAGAUGUGGCCUAUCCAAAAGACAAGGGGAAAUGAAAAACAUUGCAGCAUAAAUCCUUCUUUAUCCACACUUG
Molecule: messenger RNA, 5502 nt
Organism: Phasianus colchicus (ring-necked pheasant)
Lineage: Eukaryota; Metazoa; Chordata; Aves; Galliformes; Phasianidae
Source: RefSeq, a predicted model, not a curated record